GGUGAGGGGGCGGGGCGGAGGGCGACGGGCUCCGGCACAGCGUGCUGCCCGCACGGCGGCGGCCCGGCCGGGCCCUGCCGGCGCCCGAUGGAGGCGGCGCGGAGCUGUAACGGGUACGCGCGGCCCGAGAGGCCGCCGCCCUCCGCGGGCGCCGAGACGCCGCGCGUCCCCCCCGGUGGCAGCGGGAACGGCUGGCGGGGCGAGCGGCCCCGCAGCGAGGAGGACAACGAGCUAAGCCUGCCCAGCCUGGCGGCCGCCUACACCACCAUCCUGCGCUCGCUGGGCGAGGACCCCGAGCGGCAGGGGCUGCUGAAGACGCCCUGGAGGGCCGCCACCGCCAUGCAGUUCUUCACCAAGGGCUACCAGGAGACCAUCUCGGAUGUUUUGAAUGACGCCAUCUUUGAUGAAGACCAUGAUGAGAUGGUAAUUGUGAAGGACAUAGACAUGUUCUCAUUGUGUGAGCAUCACCUCGUUCCAUUUGUUGGAAAGGUACAUAUUGGCUAUCUUCCUAACAAACAAGUACUUGGCCUCAGCAAGCUUGCUAGGAUCGUGGAAAUAUACAGUAGAAGAUUACAAGUCCAGGAGCGCCUUACCAAACAAAUUGCAAUAGCUAUCACAGAAGCCUUACAGCCUGCUGGAGUUGGAGUGGUUAUUGAAGCUACGCAUAUGUGUAUGGUAAUGCGUGGGGUACAGAAAAUGAACAGUAAAACAGUAACCAGCACAAUGUUGGGGGUAUUCCGGGAAGAUCCAAAGACCCGUGAAGAAUUCUUGACACUCAUCAGGAGCUGAAACUGUGUUAUUCUCUAAAUGCACUCUGGAGAUUGUUCUGUCCAGUGUCGCUGUCUGUUCUUACUUGUUCCUACAUCUCACUUUUAAACUAAAUUGUUGUGAAUUGUUGUCAUAGUCUUUGUGAAGUAAGAGACUUCUGAUGGCAAAUGAAAAAUGUAAUGAUGAGGUAGGCUCCUCCUGGAUUUCCAAUGAUGCUGAUGUCACAGGAUUACAAGCUACAAGUAGGGUUUUGGAAAUGUUUUUCCACCCACAAUGCAGAAUAUGCUGGUGUUAAGAGAGAAGUGGGGCUUGGGAGUGAAAUGGAUAUUUAUGAAAUAAUUAUGUUUAUUAGAAUAAAUAUGGAGCAGCACAAGAAACACCUGCAAGUCUGUGGAUCCUUUGUAGGACCACUUAUGCUGCAGAUACUGUACUGCUGCUGAAAAGGAUGGUCCUGAAUUCUCUCUGACUGUAUUUUAUUACAAGUCCUACAGUGGCUGUUUCGGUAUCUAGAUAUAUAUGUUAUACCUCUUUGAGAUGUUACCUCUGGUGGUGUUUUAUAUUCUUGCUAGUAUUAAUGCUCCUUUUUUUGAUUGUGGGUGGGUUUUUUUUGUUUGAGAAAUUUAAAACACAUUUUUCCUAGCCUCCUAACAUGCAAGGAAUUAGCUUCUAAAUUAUUUGGGACACUGUUUUAUCUCAAUGUAAAGGGGUUUAUGCACCUUUUUUGCUGUGCCUCAGAAUGUCUGACCACUUUCACUGUCAAUUUCUUGCUAUUUUUAAGCAAACUUUAACGGGGGGAGGAGAAAAACCCCAGAUUCUGUCUGCAAAGUGCUAAAAUAUCCAAAGAGGUUUUUAAUGGUAUUUAUUAUUUUGAGCUUCCCUUGGAUUUCCAUGGGUUAGACAGAGAAGCUAAAACUAGUCAUAAUCUGAAAAUGGAAGACUUCUCUUCAAGCAUUUAAAGACUUGUCUCAUAAAUUUUGGACCAAAGGGGUGAGCACUGAAAUCCUGAACACAGCACAUUGUACCCCUCCUGCCUGAUGGCAGGUCGUUUCAGGGCAAAGUAACCUGAAAUGACAACAACUUAUUUCAUAAGAGCAAUUGAGAAAAGCAUUUCCAGGGCCAUCAAAAUUAAUUAAACCACAUUUUUCUGUUUAUGUGGCAACCUCUGUAUGUGGCAGUAUUGGUACAAAAAGUUUCAGUCGGCUGGACUUGACUGAACUUCUUAUACUUUGUUACAAUUUUAAUGGGUGUUUUGUAACUCUUAAUUGGGAAAACAUGAGAUACAAAUGAAAACCACCCUUCUCAAACUAAGCACAGGAGGCAAAACUUAAAAAAUAAAAUGUCAGCCAGGGUGUCAGAUGCCCACAAUGCAUGUUCCCACAGUCGUAUCUGCUUUGGCGAAUAUGAAUCCAAGAUGUUCUGUAUGCUAACCUAAAAGGCAGUUCCUGGUCUGGCAAGCUUGAUCUUACCAACAUUCCUGUCUCUUGCCUCAACCCAUGUUGGAAAUGAAAUGAAAAUUUAAGUUCUGGCAAAUUUCCAUUGGGCCUAAAGGACUUCCAAGAACAACCACCUCAUGUGUUUAAUAAUACUCAUUUUACCUUGACCUUAACAGCAUUAUUGGAAAAAUCUUUUAUCCUCCGUUCUGGAUUCUGUAGAGUUUAGGUGCUAUAGCAGUGUUUGUCUGCUAGUGUAAACGAGCUGUGUGGUACACAUUUAUAAAAUACACUAACUCUAUGGCAUUUGUUUUCCUUAAAUGAUUGAGAGCAGACCUUUUCAGUUCAGUAUAUGUUUCAAAUAUCCAGCUGAAAAGCCUUAAAUCUUUCUUGCCUGAAAAAAAAAAAAGAGUAAAACUCUUUCUCUUUUUAGCUCAACAACUGGAAGGAGAAUUUGGUGACUGCACUAGUACAUUUGUUUCUCUUUGCCUAUUUAGUUUGGAAAGUAAAAAGUCUCUGUAAAAGACUGUCUUGCUCCUGAGGUAAUGAAAAGGUUGUGUUUUAACCACUUAUCUCUGUUCAGGAUAAAGUUCACAUUGCACCACCACUGUUUUUUUUAUUUCCAUGCGACCUGUAGUCCUUAAAACAUACCUCUCUAUACUUGUGGCCUUGGAUUUUGUUCACCUUUUUUUUUGUCGUUGUAAGACUUGGUGCAUUUUUUUGAACAUUAGUAUUAUUGUUCAAAUACAUGAGCUUUAACUACACCCAGUGUGUAUAUAUGUAUAGUACGUACAGCCUGCUGUUGUACCACAAAAGUCCAUUGUCUCUAAAAUAUUAAAGCACAGUAUUAUCCUUUGGAA
Messenger RNA from Falco peregrinus (peregrine falcon), 3058 nucleotides. It is a transcript of the gene GCH1, whose product is annotated as GTP cyclohydrolase 1. The transcript is spliced from 6 exons. The coding region runs from base 88 to 789 and encodes 233 amino acids. The record is from RefSeq and is a predicted model, not a curated record. Gene Ontology annotation, cellular component: cytoplasm. Lineage: Eukaryota; Metazoa; Chordata; Aves; Falconiformes; Falconidae. Gene Ontology annotation, biological process: tetrahydrobiopterin biosynthetic process; tetrahydrofolate biosynthetic process. Gene Ontology annotation, molecular function: GTP cyclohydrolase I activity; zinc ion binding; GTP binding.